Maudiozyma saulgeensis is the source of this 4884-nucleotide messenger RNA. The record is from the annotation of a GenBank genome assembly. NCBI's taxonomy places the organism in Eukaryota, Fungi, Ascomycota, Saccharomycetes, Saccharomycetales, Saccharomycetaceae.
AUGUCAGAAGAUGGUAAUCGUACCAACAAUAUGGACUUGAAGGGGAUAUCAACAUUCUUCCAUAUACCUGUUACACAAUUGAGCACGUUCGAUGAGAAUACAUUGGUGAUAUUACAAAAGAAAUUACAAGAGUUUAAUGAUUUGCAAAACUCUAACAUUGAAUUGAAUUCAAAGAUAGGGAAAAUAAGGGCAGAUUCCGAAAAGGAAAAUGAUAUACAACUGGUUAUGGAACAGUUAGCUAAAGAGAAUGAGAUUUUUAAGCGAGAAAACAUUGAUAUUAAAUCUCAAGUAAAUAAUAAUGAGCAAAAGGUUGAAAUAGAUAAAUUGAACGCUCAUAUUAAAGAUCAGGAACAAACAAAGACGGAUCUAGUUAAAUUAUUAAAUGAAAAGAUAAAUGAAAUAGUACGAAUGGAAUCACAGAUUACGAGUACUUUGGAGACUAAUAAAGAGCAAAAUCAAAGAUAUCAAAGAAUAAUUGAUGAACUUGGAGAAACUCAAUCAGAAAAUUUAUCAUUACACGCAGAAUUGGAAAAGACUAAACAUCUCUUAGGAGAUUCAGAUAGGAAAAAAAAUUCUUUAAUUGCCCAAUUGGAAAAUAAAAGUCAUCAAUUCUCUGAUUAUAGAACAAGUAAAGAAAAUAUAAUAUCGAAAUCUGUUAAUGAUCUUCUCUCAUGUAAAAAUGAAUUAAAGGAUAUAAAAGACAAACAUUCGUCAUUAGUCGAGAAAUAUGAUCGGUUGGAUAAAGAAGGUCAAGAAAACUCAAAUUUAAUAGAUGAUUUAAAAUUUACCGUUAAACUUAAUAAAGAAGAAUAUUGUCAUGAAACUGAUUCUCAAAAAGAGCUUAUAAGUGUCCUAGAAGGACAAGUUAAAAACUUUCAAGAAAAAUUAAAAGCUCAAUUUGGAAGAGAGGAGUUGUCAUCGCAAAAUACAAAAAAAGGUUUUGAUGAACUGUCUCAAGAGCUUUCGACAUUAAAGAAAAGAUUAGAAUAUUCAGAGCAAGAGAGAGCUCAUCUGGAGGCUUAUGUAAAUCAACUAAUGUUAAAUGAACAAAAUGACGACUCGGAGGGUAACGAAGAUAAUAGUAUAAAAUUGCAAAGUGACAUUACCAUUUUACGAGAAGAAUUAAAACAUGAAAGGUACAUUAAAGAACGUCUAGAGCAACAAAUUGAAAUAUUUAUAUCUGAUCUUCAAACUAAGGUCCCAGCGAUUAAUUCAUUUAAAGAUAAAACGGCCUCUCUAGAAAAUGAAUUAACCAAUAUCUCUCUUCUGUUAGAACAUACCUCCAAUGAUAAUGAAACUAAUUUAAAAGCGAUUCAUGAGAAGGAUAAGCAGAUAACAGAAUUAAAUGACUCAGUCACUCAUCUUAGAAGCCAACGCAAACACUUGGCAAAUCAGGUUAAAUAUCUUCUAGUCAAUAUGGAAAUUUGUGGAAAUGGUAAUUAUCCUAUGACAGCCGAGGAAGGAGUUUAUUUGAAAUCUAUUUUAGAUGAUGAAGAAAAUGCUCCAGUUUAUAACAAUGAUACAUCCUUAGUGAUAGCAGAAAAUGCCGAAAAAUUUAAAAAUAUAUUGGAAUUACAGCAACAGAACAUGAAACUAUUAAGCACUGUAGACCAGCUCUCAUCUCGUGCUGAAUAUCUUGAGACACUCAAUAGUAAAAUGGAAAGUAAUUCUGAAGGAGAAAUAAUCCAAGACGCCAAAGAAGCUAUCCUUACAUUGGAAGCACGUAAUAAUUACUUGGAGAGAAAAUUGAAAAUAUUUGAAAACAAUACACCAGGGCACGGUGACUUAAAGGUUGACAACCCGCUAAGCCAUAGUGAUAAAAAUAUAGGUGAAAACAAUAAAACCGAUCAAAUGCAUUUGAAAACGAUAAGUGACUUGCAAAAAACGUUGCAAACUACAAUAGAUACUACUUUGAAAACAAAGACAUCUCUUCAGAAUAAACUAAAGGAGAUAACAACCAAACUAUCCACGUCCACACUGGAAUAUGAAAAGGAAAAAUCCAAGAAUGAAUUAAUGAAUCAAAAAUUAAUGGUUAUUCAGAAUUCGAUGGAUUUGCUGAAGACAGAUAAUAAACAAUUGACCUUGAGAAAUAGUCAUUUGGAGGAAAAUUUAGGUAACAAAGAGAAAAGGAUGAAUAAAACCUUAAAAGAGUUCGUUGAAUGCAAAUCAGAACUGACUACAUUAAAUGUAAUCUUGAAAAGCAAUGAGGUUGAAAAAGAAAGUGCAUUUAAGGAUAGAGACCACUUCAAAGAUAAAUUAUCCAAUAGUAACCAAGAAAGAAAUUCUCUCAAAAUCGAUCUUUCUAAAGCACAGGCUACUUUGAAGGAGAACGAAAUACUUUGGUCUGUUAAGGAUACUACAUAUAAGGAAACUAUCCUAAACCUAGAAGAAAGCCUUUCCGAAUCGCGUAAAAGAUUGAGCGUAAAAGAUGAUGAACUGAGAGAACUUCUCGCCAACCGGUAUAAAGAGACUGAGUGGUAUAAAGUCAAGAUAGAAACAUCAAAUAUUGAAAUAAAUAUGUUAAAAAACUCUAUUGAAGAACGUUCAGCCAAAAUUGAACAAUUACUAUCUGAUCUAAAAGUACUUGAAAAUGAAAUAGUAGAUAAGAAUGUUGCCAUUAACUCAUAUAAGAGAAUAAUUAACGAUGGCCAAAAAUCACCUGCCCAAGAAAAGCUAGAGGCUCAACUCAACGAAGUUCAGCAAUCAUUGAACAAAACGUUAGUCGAGUCCAAAAAAUAUAAAAUUGAAGUUUCGGAGAUCCAAACGUCGUUACAAAAUAUGACUACAUUAUAUGAAGAUGAGAAGAAGACAGUUAAAGACCUUGAAAUAGUUCUAGAAAAUACAACAAAAGAACUAAAUCAAAACAAAGAGGAUCUUCAGAAAAAUAUUGAUGAAUUAAAACUUGAGUUGAUUAAUCAGAAAACUCAGCUAGGAGAAAAGGAAGCUGAAUUUCAGUCCAAAUUAUCGGAGAUCGAACUGACUAAGAUUGCAAACAAAGAAAACUACGAAUCUAAAAUAUUGAAUUUGGCAGAGGAACUUGAACAACAAAAAAUAAUAAAUGAUGAAAUUCAACAGAAAUACUAUACUUCCUUAAACGAACAUUCGAGUUCAGAAAAUUCAAAACAGAAUGAUAAUGUUAGUAAAGAAUUUCCGGAUAUUAAGAUGGAAGUGGAUCCCAAGCAAAUGGAAUCUCUACAGGAACUAAACAAUAUUUUGCAAGAGAAGAUGGAAAAGGCAGAAACGAAAUGUGAUAUUUUAACCGAACAAAUAAUCGUCUCUCAAACUGAAAUUUCUAAUUUGAAGACCCAACUGAACAACAUUAAUGAAGAGAAUGAAGGUUUGAAGGCAUCGUCCAUAGAGUCGGUGAAAGCUGUACACGCUGGAGAUGUAAAUGAAAUAAAUGAUCAACAUACAGAGAUGGGUGAUUUGUUAAAGAAAAACGAAGAAUUAGAAGAUAGAUUUAAUAGAUUGAAGAAACAGGCGCACGAAAGAUUACACAGUUCGAAGUUAGCAUCGGAGGCAUUGUCAUCCCAAAUGGAUACCUUGAAACAGGAGAACAUUCAGUUAGUAUCUAAAUUAGAAGAUGAAAUGGCAAGGGCAUCCUCAUUAGAACAAAUGGUAAGCGAUUUUGAUAACAGAUCUAAUGUGGUGAUAGAGCUACAGAAGGAGCUGGAAUAUGCAAAGAUCCAUUCGAGGGAGAUUGAGUAUAAACUCAAUGAUACAAUGGAAAAGUCUAAUGGAUUAAUAGAAAAACUUAACGUUGAAAUAAAUAACCUAAAAUCAGAAUUGGAGGAGGCCAAAACAACCGAACUUGGCACUAUUGUAAGCAAUGAUGAUUCAGAUGAUUAUGGUAAGGUUAUUGAGAAUAUGAGAAAAACAUUUGAAGAUGAAAAGAUUCAAUUUAUCAAGGAUCAAACUGAAGAAUUUGAGAAAAAAUUGAAGGACCAAGGUGAAAAGUUACAGCUUGAACUUGAGGAUAAUAUGAGAGAGAAUGUAAGAACGGUCCAGGAAACGAUAGUGGACGUUAAUGCAUUGAAGAAAAAAUGGGAAGAAGACAAUGAAAGUGCAGUUUUACAACGAAUUCAAGAAGCUACUGAAAAAAUAAAGGAAGAGGUCAGCGAAUCAUCUAAGAAUGAAAUAAAUAAAAGUAUUGUUGAUCACAAAAAUGAGCUGGAUCAAGAGUUUGACAAAAAAGUUGAAGCAAAAGCAAAGGAACUUCUUGAAACUCCAGUGUUUGGCAAAAUUAAAGAACAAAUUCAAUCAGAGAUUGAAACUAAACUUGAAUCAGCCCAUACUGAGGACCUGCAAGAGGUAAAGAGGAAAUCAUUUGAGGAAGGUCAACAACAAGUGUCAAUGAAAUUAACUUUUCUUCAAAAAAAGAUAUCUUCUCUGGAGUCGCAAUUAAGCAACGCUAAGCAAGAUGAUGAUCAAGAUGUGAGUGAAGGUGGAAAUGAAACAGUAGUAACUGUUGAUAAUGAUAAGGCUAAAUAUUCGGAAGCGGAAACGUCUUUCAAAUCUGAAAAGGAAUUGGACAUCUCACUAAGGGCUCAAACACCAUCGCCCUUUAAAGCUAAUAAUUCACCAUUCGCACCGGGAAGUAGUAUUUUUUUAAAAGGAGCAAAUCUUACAAGUGUUGAUGCUACCAAGAAUCCAUUUAGUGCAUCAUUUGACUUAACGGGAUCGUCCCCAAGUGGUAUUAAUCCAUUCAGUAAAUUUCAACCAACCUUUUCAUUUGGUAAACAGGAAACUCAAAACGAUAUAGAGGAAUCUAGUCAAAAUAGUACUCCUGGAAAUAAACGUGCGUUUGAGGAAGAAGAGGAUGAUGAGGAUGAAGAUGAUAAUACUAGUAAUAGUACAGACUCCAAGAAAAGUAAGAAUGAUUGA